GCCUGCAAGCCGCCACCCCUCCGCUGGGCCACACCGGAGCAGCCAGCAGUCUGGACCGAUGUCCUGGCUGAAAUGUCCCGACACAUCUACAUACGAAACAAGAUUGGUGAGGGCAUCCAAGCGCCCAUAUUCCAGGGGAACCGGGGGACAUACUCAAGGAGAAGCCGCCUGAAGAGGUCUGACGGAAGCACAACAUCGACGAGCUUCAUUCUUAGACAGGGCUCAGCGGAUUCAUAUACUAGUAGACCAUCAGACUCAGAUGUCUCUCUGGAGGAGGAGCGUGAUGUGCAGGCCCAGGUCCAGAGCCAGAGCCCAAGCCAGAGCCAAGGACCGGGACAGAGCCGACAGGAGCGGGAGCAGCAAGCCACCAUCCAGCUAGAGAGAGCCAAGACCAAACCUGUAGCGUUUGCUGUGAGGACCAAUGUCAGCUACUGUGGCGCUCUGGAUGAGGAUGUUCCAGUUCCCGCCACAGCCAUCUCCUUCGACGCCAAGGACUUCCUCCACAUAAAAGAGAAGUUCAACAACGACUGGUGGAUUGGACGUUUGGUGAAAGAGGGCUGCGAGAUUGGCUUCAUCCCGAGCCCCCUGAAGCUGGAGAACAUCAGGCUCCAGCAGGAGCAGAAAAGAGGGCGAGUCCAAGGUAAGUCUGGAAGGAACUCUUCUUCCAGUGUAGAGGAUGAGGUUUCUGCCUCUGUCCGACCCCUGAUAUCCUCGGCAGGAAAGCAGAAACAAAAAGUGACGGAGCACAUCCCCCCAUAUGACGUUGUACCCUCCAUGAGACCAGUGGUGCUGGUGGGACCCUCACUCAAGGGUUAUGAGGUGACUGAUAUGAUGCAGAAAGCACUCUUUGACUUUCUGAAGCACCGAUUUGAUGGCAGAAUAUCAAUCACAAGAGUCACAGCAGAUAUAUCUUUAGCCAAGAGGUCCGUCCUCAACAACCCCAGUAAGCGGGCCAUUAUAGAGCGAUCCAACACCCGUUCCAGCUUAGCUGAAGUUCAAAGUGAAAUUGAGCGUAUCUUUGAGUUGGCUCGCUCACUACAAUUGGUAGUGCUCGACGCCGACACCAUCAACCACCCUGCUCAGCUCCUUAAGACCUCCUUGGCCCCCAUCAUUGUCCACGUCAAAGUGUCCUCACCAAAGGUUCUGCAGAGGCUCGUCAAGUCCAGAGGGAAGUCCCAGAGCAAACACCUGAAUGUCCAGCUUGUGGCUGCAGACAAACUUGCUCAAUGUCCUCCAGAAAUGUUUGAUAUCAUUCUGGAUGAGAACCAGCUAGAGGAUGCCUGCGAGCAUCUUGCAGAAUAUCUUGAGGCCUAUUGGAAAGCAACACAUACCUCCUUGGCGACGCCCCUCAACCCCUUGCUGGGACGCAACCUCGGGACCAGCACCCUCACGGCAUACACGACCACCAUCUCCGGACUACAGCAGAGCCAAAGAAUGCAACAGAACAACCACACAAGCGACCAUUCUACAGCAAACGAACGUCGUAACCUGAUGACAUCUGACGAAAACUACCAUAAUGAACGGGCGCACAAGGGACGCAAUCGAAUAUCAUCUGGCUCACAGAACAGCCGAGAGGCGCAGGACCCCUAUCAGGACUACCAGGACCCCUAUCAGGAUGCAUACAAGCCACACCGGAACCGCAGCUCCCCGGGCAGCUACAGUCAUGACUCCCGGCAUCGGCUCUGAACCUAUGUGAAUCGUCACGGGUCCCCAACUAUUCUAAAUUCUUUCCAUAAAUGAUCACUACAACAGAGCCAAGAUCGUCCCGAGUUUUCCUUAUUUUCAGGGAGGUUUUUUGUGUAUGAAACCUCCAAAAGAUUCAUAAAAAAUUGAGUUUCAUGAUGCGCAGCCUACUGCUGGACCUUCUGGAUUAUAUUCUGAAGACGUUGCAUUGAUUGUGCUUGCUGCCAUCAGCAGUUUUCACACGUUACUGAUGUGAAGUCACAGCAGUGGAAAGGUUGUCCAGUGGACACCGAGACCCUUGCCGAACAAUGUAAAAUCCCUCUCACCUUUUAUCUUACUGCAUGCUAAUAGAUGAAUGUCUGCUUCCUUCUUUAAUAGAUCUUUUGUGUCUAUCCUAAGGUCAGAUUUUCUCAAAGACAAGAUUGUAGACACGUGGUCUGGGGUUGUCUUGAAAGCGGGUGUAUGGGCACUUGUCUACCGAGCUGCCAGUUGAAAAAUUGGUGCUUAAUAUUAUUGAACUAUUUUGGUCAUCGAACGUUACUUCGUGGUUCAUCUAAGAGAGGAAAAGUGCUGCAAACAGGUCAGACUGAAAUGUAGAAAUAAGUGUUCUGCUUCUUUAAUCAGUUUGGAAACUGGAAUAAUACUAUUUGGAGAACCUUUAAGGAGCGUCUGCUCGAAAAGUUUCAAUUCAAAAGCAUUAAAUUAGA
Messenger RNA from Syngnathoides biaculeatus (alligator pipefish), 2390 nucleotides. Its product is annotated as voltage-dependent L-type calcium channel subunit beta-4-like. The coding region runs from base 73 to 1686 and encodes 537 amino acids. Gene Ontology annotation, molecular function: high voltage-gated calcium channel activity; protein binding. The transcript has 14 exons. Gene Ontology annotation, biological process: neuromuscular junction development; calcium ion transmembrane transport; chemical synaptic transmission. The record is from RefSeq and is a predicted model, not a curated record. Gene Ontology annotation, cellular component: voltage-gated calcium channel complex. NCBI's taxonomy places the organism in Eukaryota, Metazoa, Chordata, Actinopteri, Syngnathiformes, Syngnathidae.